Messenger RNA from Rubroshorea leprosula, 912 nucleotides. The record is from the annotation of a GenBank genome assembly. NCBI's taxonomy places the organism in Eukaryota, Viridiplantae, Streptophyta, Magnoliopsida, Malvales, Dipterocarpaceae.
CUGGAAUCGAGCCGCGUCGGACCCCAUUAGGGGGGAAGCUCUCCCAGCGCCUGUUUCUCCAUUCACAAGACUCGAACUCGAGACCUUGCUUAAGGGGAACCGAGCUCCUUCCACUCGGCCCAACAGAUCGUUGAUAAUUUACUUUCUCCUUGUCUGACUAAAGUAUAGUUAAUGGAUUCAUAAUUUCAGAUUGGGAGAGCUUUGUUGUUGAUCUGCCAGGAUUACCAUUCUAGCUGUAUCUUUGGUCUCUUACAAGGAUAACCACUGUAAGUGUCGACUUGGACACAAAGGAAUAAGGGGAGUAAGAUUCCAAUGCACAUUUUUCUGAAUCUAUUACUGCAAAGGAAGAACAAAGGAAAGCAAUCUCAGUAGAUGAAGGAAAGGCCAUAUGAGAGCUUUUACAAGAAGUAAGCAAAGAGGACUGACUUGCAUGGAAAUCAGUGAAAAUAUGAACAUUUUAACAAAGAAAACGUCAUUGAAACUGAACAAAUGGGGAUAACCUACAAGCCAGUGCUGCGUGAUUAAUGGCUGGCUCCUCGCAGCUAAGAGAUUACAGACUUGCCUAUUUGAUGAGCAUUCAUAAUAGAAGUAAAGAGACGGGGUAGAUUGAGGCAUGAGAACCUGCUGCUUCUCUUGGGAUUUUGCAUACAAUCAAGGGAGAGGCUUUUGGUUUGCAAAUGGUUGUCAAAAGGAAGUCUUUCUGAUUGGCCACAUCCUGAGGAAGGUGAGGCAAGAAUAAUAGAGUGGCCUACAAGGGUCAAAAUUGCAAUUGGAGUAGCAAGAGGCUUGGUUUGGCUCCAUCACAGGUGCGAUUUCCAUGUACUACAUAUUUAUAUUAGCUCCAGGUGCAUCUUAGAUAAUUUUGUGGUUACACAAUGACAGUGAGUGAUGUCACUGCAACAAGUUUCUAAC